AAUUGCACCAUCGACCAACCGUCGACUUGUUUCAAUUUCAACCGACUUCGCAGCGUGCGCGCAGUAGCAAAUAUUUUCCAUCACAUCUACGGAGGGCUCGUACAUGUACAAUUAAGCAUAUCAAUCUGUCCGGACAAAUGUUCUAAGAGACGAAACCGCAAUUCCGUAUGUUUUCCUGCUGCGGUGCGUGCUCGUUGUCGAUCAUCCAUCAUCCAUCUACUGGCACGACACCUUUUCUUGACCUGAUCUUCGACCGGGAAGAUAUUCGACGAAGCUGCGCACAGGUCGAGUGCUGUUGUAAACUUCGGCUGGAAUAAUACCCUCUGCGACAACGCUCAUGUUAUCACUAACUCACAAAGCAGCCGAUGUUAGCAUCUUUGAUCAAGUAACCAGAAAUCUAGCUAGCAUAGGUUGCAUAUCCUUGUCAGAGUACCUAUACGGUCCCCCAUCCAUCCCAGCGGCGGCGCCACCACAGGAAACCCUGUCUACCGUUCCCCAGAAUACUCCCAUUCAACACCCGCAACCCCCACCGCCGACCAAGACCUCAGUUGACACUGUCUCAGCAAACGCUAUCAGCCGUUUACAUCAAACAUCUCAACGCGCAUUUGGAUCCAUUGAGCCACUCAAGUUUGAAUUUAUCGAGGAAGCUGGCCAGCGCAGCAAGAAAUGCAUAUUGACGAUAUCUCGUCCCAAUGGAAGCACUCGCUCUUAUGCGACCGACCCCAUCUAUUCUCGUAAAUCCGAUGCAAAAUCUGCUGCAGCCACUCUCGCGAUCGAAAUGGGCGCACUAGAUUUCAUCACUCAUGGAGAUCCUGAAGAGCUCAAACUUAAACGUGGACUCGUCCUCGCAUCUAUCAAUAGCUCACAAAACCAGGAGCGUACAGGGGCAGAGAUGGGAUCAACUGAGCAUCUAGACAGCAAUAAUGCGAUUGAACAAAUCGAAACCUGUUGUGCAGAAUGGCGGGGUAAUUCCAUCGCACCGCAUUGGGUGGCAUUGCUAGAGCCCAAAGUCGGUCACACUCAAGGAUGUGCCCUCAGAAUCGAGCUUUCACCACACGUCAUCAAGGUCUACGCAUCCGAUACCAUUUACAACACAUACAACGAAGCAAAGGUCGCGUGUGCUGAAGCCGCACUUCGCGAGGGUGCUCUCGAAUUUAUUAAACACGGAAAUGGCCAACUGCGCCCUGCAUCCCCCAAACUAUACUUAACCUCCAGUUCAUCCGACAUCAACGGUGUCUCAGCCAACAAACAACCUCCAUCGACUCUCCAGGCAUUCUACGAAUCCCUCCCCCGCCCAUUUCCAGAAUCAUUCGAAAGCAAAGACGCCAACGAGGUCGGUGCGCCUGGAUACAUGAACACCCUGGUACAAAACACAAGAGGCGGAAAACUCACCACUACAUUCAUUUUCACAUCAGACGGAACUCCAGGACUUCACGGUUGUUUCUUUCGCUUAGACAGACCCACAGAAUAUAGAGCAUACCUCGUUGAUCCCAGGUUCCCAAAACGCGCAGAUGCAAAAGCGGCUGUAUGCCUCCAAGCGCUGUCUCAGGGUGCUGGAGAUUACAUGCGCGCGAUAGGAAAGGCUGUCGAGGAGAGGGUCACGCCUUUGAUGAAAACAUGGGUGAAUGAUCAAGUGUACCCUGUCCUCUUAUCCGAGUAUCACAAAGUCAGGGGCCGGCAUCCUAAUUUUACCUAUGAGAAAGAGAAAGAUGCCUUUGGAUGCACGAUGACGCUCCACCUCGAUGCCGAUCCUACGCCCGACCAAACACGAGUUUGGACAGUAUCGAAUGACUAUCGCAACAAAGCAGAUGCCAAAGUCGCUGUCAUUUGCACUGCAAUCGAACAAGGUGCGAUGGAGUUUAUCCGGUUUCGAGGCGAGCCUCCUCCUCUCGGCUAUACCACCCCAUAUUCUCUGCAAACCUUCGACCCUGGAGCGUCUCAGAAAUCUAACGGGAAACGAAAAAUGGUCGAUGAUUCGCACUCGCUGGGUGAACAUGAAAAACCUACAAAACGACAGAAGAAAGCAAAGCUUGAGGGCGCUGCAACUAAUCACAGCAACAAGAAAGCGAAACGUAGUACCCCCGCUCAUGACAUUCCCGAGACUGGCGUCAUCCACACAGGGCAAACUUCGCGAAAGGAGUACAUCUCUGGGACUGCAUACCAUCUGCCGCAGGUGUCCUUGAAUCAUAUUCCACCUCCUAAACCUAAUCAGCGGUUUAUGCAUCCACACGUGCAUUCUUCUGUGCAAGGUGGUCAUGGGUAUUCGCUUUCGGCGCAGUCUUCUGCUGGAGCUUCGGGCACUGGGUUUGGGGCUGAUGAGUUUAUGGGCGUGGGUGCAGAGCAGCUAGGUGAUUCAUCUGAGCCAGAACCUGGGGAGGUUAUUUGAUUUCAUUGGAUCGAGCGGUGUUUGAGACGGUUCACAGUACUACUUUUGAAUCAAGGUGCAGAACUAUAGUUACACACCCACGCCACAUAGCUAUAGGUAUUCUCCUUGUUCUCUCAUAAAUCGAGGGAAUUUCGUACCUCGCACUAUGUAAGAAGGCUAUCAAUAGUUGGCCGCCACUGCAUAAUUAUCAAGACGGAACGACUGUCAUGUGGUCUGACUAG
Molecule: messenger RNA, 2607 nt
Organism: Suillus bovinus
Lineage: Eukaryota; Fungi; Basidiomycota; Agaricomycetes; Boletales; Suillaceae
Exons: 5
Coding region: 338-2386 (682 amino acids)
Source: RefSeq, a predicted model, not a curated record